AUGGCCUGGCAAUCGAUGGGCGUGAAUGGCGGCGGCGGCGAUGGCGCCCAGCAGGCACAUCAACCGCAAGGCACGGAAUACACUCUCCAAGGCGUGAUGCGAUUUCUACAGACAGAGUGGCACCGACAUGAGAGGGAUCGUAAUGGCUGGGAAAUCGAGAGGCAGGAGAUGAAAGGGCGGAUAGCGAGGCUCGAGGGCAGCACGCGGAAGAGCGACGCCAGCAACAAGAGCCUGAAGAAGUACAUCAACAUGUUGGAGAAGGCGCUGAAGGAACGAGAUGCCCAAGUCAAGGCCCUGAAAGCCGGCGCAAACGUACAGGGCGAAGACUCUACACGCGAUGGCAAGGAGAAGGAGGACUUGGCGGUCAAAGGGGAUAGGCGUAGGUCCCUCCCCCAAUUUGAGAACUUCGGCGCUGAUCAAGCAAAAACAGCACAAGAAAGACCCCACAACUCGUUCUUAGAUACGGAGGCAGAGGGCGAGAAGGGAGACGAGGAUCCGGACCGAGAUAGUCUCAAGGGUUUCAUGGACAAGACACAAGGAGAGCUCACAUAUCUGAUGGUUUCGCCAUCCAACCCCCUUCCCCCAAGAGAACCUUCACCCCCCGAUGAAAUGCUGCUACACCGUUCCUACGGUCCCGGACAAGGCCAGCAAAGUCUGGAGGAGAUAUACCAGCAGCAAGCGGGGCAGAAACACAUGCGAGAGUCGAGUCUUUCCAGACCCUCUCCUACGCCCAACCACCAACCGCCUCCACUGCCAACCACGAACCUAGCGAUCAGGAACCAAGAGCCCCCAUCUUCGCGAUCAUUGGCAGAUCAGCAACCGCUACCCACAAGCUCACCGCAAGAGUGGUCCUCGAAUUUCCAGAUGCCGGAGCAACCUGCGGAGGAGCAGGUCACCCACGUCAACCAUAGCUUUGAUUCGUAUGGUCGCGAGAUUAAUGCCGAGGAGACGGGGAAGAAGUCGCAAACAGAGGCAGAUGGGUGGGAUUUCAACGAGGCGGCACAAUUUCCAGAGCCAGAGCCGAAACCGACCCCUCAACGCCCCGACACGGAGUUAUUCCCCGCUGCCCAAGACCCGCCCAAAUCUCCAAAUCGUGGACAAGGAUCGCACCGGAGGCAGGGGUCCAUGUCGCGGCGCCGAAGUGCAGAGCAUGAAUUAUCACUCCACCCGGCGCAAAAAGUUGACGGGGGGAGCUUCAAGGUGAGAUUUGGACUGAGGGGACAUCUGGACGCGGUUCGGACUGUGAUUUUUACUGGGGGUGGAAGUCCUGCGGAACCUGAGAUCUGUACCGCUGGUGAUGAUGGCACGAUCAAGAGGUGGAUUAUACCAGCUCGCUACGAUAUUCAGGGAGGUAUGCAUCACGCGACAAAUGACCUUGACAUACAGAGCUACUUCACCCACCGCGGUCAUACGGGAACGGUCAUGUCUGUGACUGCUUGGUCCCCAUCCCAAAACUUCUCCAGUGGGGGUCGAGCUCAGGGUGACGGGUGGAUAAUUUCCGGAGGACAGGACGCUACUGUAAGAGUAUGGGAGAGAGGACGGGUUGAUCCUAAGGCUACCCUCGAUGGCCAUACGGAUGCAGUCUGGACCGUUUGUGUGCUACCAGGAAGCACGGGAUCGAUCUUUGGCCCCAGCAACUCUUUCGGUGGCCCCGAUCGUAUCAUUCUGGCGUCAGGGAGCGCGGACGGAACCGUGAAGGUCUGGUCUGUUAGUACGCCACCACUGAUGAUGUCUCCAUCGGCUCAAGGAGGAAGUGGACGAAGAGGUGGUCGUCAACGUGGAAAUUCGACGUCCUCCGGAUCAGCUUUCCCAUCCUCCCCCCAGCCGAGCGUCGCAUCCAACUCUCCAUUCCAUUAUACCCUCAUCCACUCCAUCUCUCGGGCCAACAGCACCGCCUCACCGACCUGCAUCACACCGCUCUCGCCGUCGGGAGAUUCGUUUGUAGUGGCGUAUUCGGACGCAGCUGUCUUGGUUUACGACACCCGCACCGGCGAAGAGGUGGCGGCAAUGGCCAGCCUCGAGACGUACGAUCCUACAUUCCCCUCCGGCGUAAACGCAAUCGUCGCAACAACCAACGGGCUUGACAGCUCGCUGACGUUCGAUUCCAGCCGUGGCCUCUCGGAAGACGAAGGUGUCGUUGCAGGAGCCACUGGAUCUAGCAGUGGUGUGGAAGGGACCAUCAUCUCUGGCCACGAAGACCGAUUCAUUCGUUUCUACGACGCCAACAGCGGUAAGCAGCACCCCCAUUCCUCUCCUGGUGUCCGAUCUGACGAUGGAACGACAGGACAAUGCACGUACAACAUGCUAGCACAUCCCGCUGCUAUUUCCUCGCUGUCACUCUCCCCUGAUGGAAGAGAAUUGGUAUCUGCAGGCCACGACGCGAGUUUGAGGUUCUGGAGUAUGGAGAAGAGGAGCUGUGUCCAGGAAAUCACCAGCCACCGCUUGAUGCGCGGGGAAGGCGUGUGCGCAGUGAGCUGGAGUAGGGAUGGGCGGUGGGUCGUCAGCGCGGGCGGGGAUGGUGUGGUGAAGGUCUUUGCGAGAUGA
Molecule: messenger RNA, 2544 nt
Organism: Drepanopeziza brunnea f. sp. 'multigermtubi' MB_m1
Lineage: Eukaryota; Fungi; Ascomycota; Leotiomycetes; Helotiales; Drepanopezizaceae
Source: RefSeq, a predicted model, not a curated record